AUGGGAACAGAGGAAGAGGGCCAGUUUGAGGUGGAAGGAGACAAGACAGACAUUUUAGAAGAGUUCCUGCAACAUAGUGUGUCUGGGCUGAUUGGUGAAGGAAAGGAUGACUUUUACAUUUUCCAGAUCAUUGGUAGCGGUGCUACAGCAGUUGUCCAAGCAGCGCUAUGCAAACCCAGGCAAGAACGCGUAGCAAUAAAGAGGAUCAACUUAGAAAAAUGCCAAACCAGUAUGGAUGAAUUACUUAAAGAAAUUCAAGCAAUGAGUCAAUGCAAUCACCCUAAUGUGGUGACCUAUUACACAUCUUUUGUGGUGAAGGAUGAACUUUGGCUGGUUAUGAAGCUGUUAAGUGGGGGUUCAAUGUUGGAUAUAAUAAAGUAUAUUGUCAACAGAGGAGAACACAAAAAUGGUGUCCUUGAAGAACCCAUAAUAGCAACAAUUCUUAAAGAAGUUUUGGAGGGCUUAGACUAUCUACACAGAAAUGGGCAAAUUCACAGAGAUUUGAAGGCGGGCAACAUUCUUCUGGGUGAGGAUGGCUCGGUACAAAUAGCAGAUUUUGGCGUUAGUGCAUUUUUAGCAACAGGAGGUGAUGUUACUCGUAACAAAGUAAGGAAAACAUUUGUUGGUACUCCAUGUUGGAUGGCCCCUGAAGUAAUGGAGCAGGUGCGAGGUUAUGACUUCAAGGCUGAUAUGUGGAGUUUUGGGAUAACAGCCAUUGAAUUAGCAACAGGAGCAGCACCUUAUCACAAAUACCCUCCUAUGAAAGUGUUAAUGCUGACACUUCAAAAUGAUCCUCCCACUUUAGAGACAGGUGUAGAGGACAAGGAGAUGAUGAAAAAGUAUGGCAAAUCCUUUAGAAAACUAAUUUCAUUAUGUCUUCAAAAAGAUCCUUCCAAAAGGCCCACAGCAGCAGAACUUUUAAAAUGCAAAUUUUUCCAGAAAGCCAAGAAUAGAGAAUACCUGAUUGAAAAGCUUCUCACUAGAACGCCUAAUAUAGCACAAAGAGCAAAAAAGGUCAGACGAGUACCAGGUUCCAGUGGUCACCUCCAUAAAACAGAAGAUGGGGACUGGGAAUGGAGUGAUGAUGAAAUGGAUGAGAAAAGCGAGGAAGGCAAAGCUGCUGUUUCUCAGGAGAAGUCACGGAGAGUGAAAGAAGAGGAGAACACAGAGUCUCAGCCUGCUGUUAGUGAUGAAUAUAGUGAAGUUCCAUGUGCAGUGAAUCUUGUCUUAAGAUUAAGGAACUCCAGGAAAGAACUUAAUGACAUACGGUUUGAGUUUACUCCAGGCAGAGACACAGCAGAUGGCGUUUCUCAGGAGCUGUUCUCUGCAGGCCUGGUUGAUGGCCAUGAUGUAGUUAUAGUCAAAGAAGUUAUAUCAAUUGGCUCAGAUAUCAUUACCAAAAUCCUCAAUGAUAUGGAGAGUGUUUUACAAAUCU
Molecule: messenger RNA, 1435 nt
Organism: Balearica regulorum gibbericeps (East African grey crowned-crane)
Lineage: Eukaryota; Metazoa; Chordata; Aves; Gruiformes; Gruidae
Source: RefSeq, a predicted model, not a curated record